Messenger RNA from Eimeria necatrix, 1341 nucleotides. Its product is annotated as oocyst wall protein COWP, putative. The record is from RefSeq and is a predicted model, not a curated record. Bases 1 to 1341 code for a protein of 446 amino acids. Lineage: Eukaryota; Apicomplexa; Conoidasida; Eucoccidiorida; Eimeriidae. The transcript has 2 exons.
AUGAGGAACUACACAAUCGCUAUCGCCCUGUUUUGUUCGGCCACAGGGUCACGUUCCCUACCGGCUGGAGACAAUGCUGCCGCAGAUGGGUUCGCAGAGACGCUGCUACGGAAAUUGAAAGUCAUGCCGCCUGCCAAGUGCACCUGCCAAGAUGGAUUCACCCUCAUCGACGGCACGUGCACUCGGUCAAUUGAAACUGACCCACAGGAAGUAUGCCACAUUGGAAGCAUGGUGGAAGGCCUUUGCGUCAUGCCUGCAGAGGCAGUGAUGCAAUGCCCCGACGAAUACAUCACGGCUUGCACCAAAAAGGAUUUAGCCCAAUCACCAUGCUGCGCCAAAGCACAGACGGCUGAGAAGAUGGCGCAUUGCAGAGAUGGAACUGAGUUUCACGACGGCCACUGCACGAGGGUUCUUACCCACCAACCCGUGGUUGAGUGCCCACUUGGCUUUGGUCUGUCGCAUGACGGGCUUCUGUGCGUCAAGGAGGAAAUUGGACAGCCUACUCCAGUGUGUGCGCCGCCGGACGCCCUCUCAGCAGAAGGGGAUUCGUGUAUAACACCAAUAGAGCAGGGCUUCGAAUAUGUCUGCCCUGACGAAUUCGAAUGUAUUGCAAGUACUCACAAGAAAAAGAAAUACAGCCCGCUCUGUUCUGCGUGUGCUAGGACAACGGAAGCACCGCCACACUGUGGAUGUCCUGAAGGCCAGAUUGCGGUCGAGGGUUUCUGCUAUGAUGCGGAUACGUACGCUCUGUGUCAAAAUCGCAGGGUUCCCCCGCGCAAGCAAGCGCCAUCCAAAAAGCAGCCCGUGGCAUACCCGUCAAAGGAUAUUCCAGAGCCAGAAAUCGACUGUAAACCAAUCGGGCCGAUCAUAUGCGACUGUGAUCGUCCCUUUUCACUUGAAUGCGCCGGCGAGGUGUGCAGAUGCCUCCACAGAGAAGUCCUCCCCGUCACGCCCAUUUGUAGAGGACAACUUGAUGAGGGCGGGAACUGCAUCGCCCUGGCUCAGAAGAGGCCCAUGUAUACUUGUGCAGAAGGAUUCACAUGCGAUGUCAUUGAUAAGAAGGGCCAGUGCCGAUGCACCCGAAUGCUAACCGCCGAGCCCACUUCCAGAUGCGUAGUAGGAGAACCCCACGGACACAAAUGUAUAGAGGUUGUUAAGGAGGAGAAGAUUUUCGAUUGCCCACCUGGAUACAUCGAGACGUGCUGUGAAGAAGGGUGCACCUGCACGAAGACACACUUGGCCAUGCGACAGGUCAAAUGUGAAGAAGGUGCAGUGAGCAUCCAAGGCGAUUGCGCUUUCGUUUCCAAGCCAUCCGCAGGAUGCUACGAGGUAACUAGUUGA